UUAUAUUGUUUUCAUGUUUACAAAUGGCAUGAUCACCGAAAUUGGUAUUCACCGAAAGAUAAUCGAAAACGAUCGACCAGAAAGUUUCACGUGUGAUGAAUGGAACUGAAUCGAAACAGAAAACAUAACACGCAGGCGCCCGAUACGACACUCCCAGAACUUCAGAACAUCGGUCCACUUCAUAUCGUUCAGAUUCGGCGAUGCAAGUCGGUCGAAACGUAUAAUCAGUAGUUUACAGUUGUUUAUCAAUAUACUGUUACGCGAUUGCGUCAUUUGAUCAGCGAGUAAAAAGUGACUAUCUUUCGUGUUAUCGUUACUGUGCACUAUUGCUGCUAACCAGGACGUCAAAUAACGACUCGGCACAAGUAGCGAGCUAAAACCAAAAGAUGACAACUUGGCAAGCACCUGGGGCAGGGUUCUAUCCGGGGCAACAAGGUCCAUACCCGUACCCUCAACAAAAUCCUGGAUAUCCGCCACCACAGGAAGGCUACCCAUAUCCUCAACAAAAUCCGGGAUAUCCACCGCCUUAUUCCGGUGGAGUUCCGCCAGGUCCGGGAUUUAUACCUCCACCAGGUGCACCACCUUACGGUGAGGCACCGCCGCCAGGAGUUGGUGCAGGAUUCGGAGGAGUACCACCCAUUCAUCCAGGAAUGUACGGGUCCGGCUACGGAGAAGACCCUCUGCAGGAUGAGGUCAAAGGAUUUGAGUUUAAUGACAAGACUAUCAGGAAUGGCUUCAUCAGGAAAGUGUACAGCAUUCUGAUGUGCCAAUUGCUCAUCACACUUGGAAUGAUUAGUCUAUUCCUUUAUCAUAGACCCACGCGAGAAUGGGUCGGAAGACACACAGAAUUGUUUUGGAUCGCUUUUGCCGUAACUAUUGUCUUGAUCAUAUGUAUGGCUUGCUGUACCAACGUGAGACGUAAAGCUCCAAUGAACUUUAUAUUCCUAUUCUUAUUCACUGUGGCAGAGGCUUUUUUACUGUCCAUAGCCUCUUCAACUUACAAGUCCGAAGAGGUCAUGCUGGCUGUUGGAAUUACCGCGGCCGUUUGUCUGGGCUUGACACUAUUUGCAUUUCAAACGAAAAUUGAUUUUACCGGAUUGCACAGUGUUCUGUUUGUUGCUCUGCUCGUUUUAAUUAUUUUCGGCAUAGUCGCGAUGAUCUGGCCCGGAAGAACGAUGACCUUAGUUUACGCCGCAUUGGGCGCGCUAAUAUUCUCUCUGUAUCUAAUUUACGAUACGCAAAUGAUGAUAGGCGGAAAGCACAAGUAUUCCGUCUCGCCGGAGGAAUAUAUCUUCGCCGCGUUGAGCCUAUAUCUAGAUGUUAUCAAUAUUUUUAUCUACAUUCUAACUAUUAUCGGUGCUUCGCGAGACUAAUUGCUGUCAAUUCCAAUAUUUUUGUCUUGCGUUACUACUAUUAUGGAAUAUACAGCCAGCUUUUACUUAUCGCCGUCCUGCUCUGGUUCUCUACUUGUUGAGAGCACUGUAGGCAGCAAAUGAUGAAGUGUAAAGGGUGUGUAAUAUUGGCAAGACUUUUAUUUUUACGAAGAGAUAGCUUUUACAAAUUUUCAAAGAUUAAUGAGUAUAACACAAAUAGCACGCUUGGAUUCGAAACCUUUUUGUCUAGUUUCAUAAAAAAAAGUAACACAACCUGAUAUUUUCUAUUCCUUUAGGGAAAAAAA
Linepithema humile (Argentine ant) is the source of this 1678-nucleotide messenger RNA. RefSeq names its product Lifeguard (gene Lfg). The record is from RefSeq and is a predicted model, not a curated record. NCBI's taxonomy places the organism in Eukaryota, Metazoa, Arthropoda, Insecta, Hymenoptera, Formicidae.